AGCAGACGCUGCGUGUGCGCGUGCGCACCCACACCGUGCGUGCUAGUAUGGAAGUGUGAAUUAAAUUUACGUAAAAAUUGUGAUGUUGUGUUGUGAUUUGUGAUAGUGGAAAUAGUUAGCAUCAUGAAGUUAAUUUUGUACAUUGGUUUAUGCGGGUUAUUAACGAAGUCUGUGAAUACUAUUACGGAUGAAUACGAUAUUCUACUAGACAUAUUAAAUGAAGACUACGUAUCUGAACUAGACGACUAUAAGUCAUGGAUACAAGAAACAGAGAACGGCGAAAUAAGUUACAAACUGAAAGCAGGCAACGAUAUCUCGAUACCUUUAGAUAAACUAAGAACACCUAUAACACAGCUCAAUACUCCAAUAGUAUUACAUUUAGUUAUCACGUUUGACGGAACGAAACCAUCUUGCUUAUUCACCUUUAUGACAAACGGUGUCGUCAAUUUGGGCAUAUGUUUUUCUGUCAUUGAUGACGAUUUAGGAGAAAUGACUGUAUAUAGCAAUCUCUUCCCAGAUGAAUCUAUAAGGGUAUAUUUCACAUUGAAUUCAGUUGAGAAAUGGCAUGAUAUCAUCGUUCUAAUCGAUAAAGAGAUUAAUCUAUUCCUGAAUUGUAAAAAAGAGGGUACAGCUGAAGAAAGUGUGGAUAUAAAGAAUAUUACGUUCUCUCCAAAUUCUAAAUUCAAUUUCGGAAAGUUUGACCCCAAUGAUGACAAUCAUUUUGAGGGUUCAAUAAAAAGGAUGAAAAUAUACUCCGGUGGUAAUGGAGUCGAAGACGUUUGCACAUUUAAUGACAAUGAUUCGGGCACCAAUAACAAUGCUAACCCAAAAGCUGAUUUUCUUAAAAAACCCUUUACAGAUUUUCCGUCGGACGAUUAUUUCGAUGGAGAUGCAGAUAAACCACCAAAUUUGGAAAAAAGGGGCGAAAAGGGCGACAAGGGUGAUAAGGGCGAUCCCGGAAAUUCAGUAAGUGGACCACAAGGUCCCCAAGGACCACCAGGCAUUCAAGGUCCUAAAGGAUUUACUGGGGAAAAAGGAGAUCGCGGUGACUGCAAGUGCUCAAAGGACGUGGUAUCAGAACUUUUACGGGGCAUGCCCGAAAUGCGCGGGCCACCCGGACCGCCCGGAGCACGUGGCGAAGACGGUGACGUUGGAUUAUCCGGUAAGACGGGUCCUCCUGGACCACAAGGAGAAAGAGGACCAAUGGGUCUCAAAGGUGAAACGGGUGAAAGAGGUGAUGAUGGAAUACCCGGAAGGGAUGGCAGAGAUGGUGCUAAAGGUGAACCUGGGAUUGAUGGGGCUAAAGGACACGCCGGUCUUCCAGGACCAAUGGGCCCGCAAGGACCACCUGGGCCGCCUGGAACCACAGUGUAUAAGGAAAUAGAAGAGACAAAAGAGCCCGUCAUAGGUGAAAAAGGUGAUACAGGACCCAUUGGCCCUCCAGGUAUACCAGGUAGAGAUGGGGAAAAGGGUGAAAAAGGUGUUCGUGGUGAUCAGGGAAUAAAGGGAGAAAAAGGAGAAGUUAUCACACAAGUGAUUACGCAUAAGGGUCUAGAUGGUGCUCCGGGUCCCAGAGGAGAGAAGGGUGAUACUGGAGCGCCUGGAGUCAACGCACUACCCGGUAUUCCCGGAUCACAUGGACAUCCCGGGGAAAAGGGUGAACGAGGUGAAAAGGGUGACAAGGGCGACCUAGGACCUCCAGGACUACCAGCGAAGCUUUCAUCCAUAUUGUAUACAGAUAUAGAUCCUGAAGAAAAUGCCGCUAUAAUAGAAACGCUCAGGGGCUUUAAAGGUGAUAUAGGUGCGACAGGACCCAAGGGAGACAAAGGAGAUCAAGGAUUGCUAGGACCUGUGGGUCCACCGGGGAAAGAUGGAACUCAUGGGAGGCACGGAGAAAGGGGACAUAGAGGAGAAAAGGGAGACAUGGGAACACCGGGGCCCAAGGGAGAGAGGGGAGAACGAGGCGAACCGGGGUAUGCCGGGAAUGCAACUGAAUCGGAAAAGGGUACCAAAGGAGAACGUGGAACUCCCGGUAAAGCUGGGCAACAGGGGCCCCAGGGAAAACCGGGCCCCCGGGGUCCGCCAGGCCCUAAAGGAACAAAAGGUGAUGCAGGACAACAUGGUGCUAAGGGCGCUACAGGACCAAAAGGGAAUAAAGGCACCACAGGAAUGAAAGGGGAAAAAGGUGAAAUGCCUGUAAUAGACUACGAAAAGUUAAAAGGUGAUCGCGGUGAUCCAGGUCCACCAGGAGAAGCUGGAAAACCUGGCGUCUGCGAAGAUUCUAACUAUUUGUCAAAGCAAGGGCCUCCGGGACCGCCGGGGCCUCCGGGCCCUCCGGGGUCUCCAGGAGUAUCCAUUAUAGGGCCUAAGGGAGAGCCUGGACAGCAAUAUUCGAUAGACAGUUCCAUGGAAUUUAGAAGGAAUACAGUAUUAGGAAAUUUAUUUGAAGAAGAUGAUGACGUGUAUACAGCUGCUACCGUCAUAUUCAAAUCAAGUACAGCUUUAAUUAAGAGGACAACCACAACACCACUGGGAACACUCGCUUAUGUCUUGCAAGAAAAUGUUUUAUUAUUGCGAGUGGAGCGUGGCUGGCAACAUGUUGAGGUAGGAUCCAUGUAUUCACCACAAAGCGCAUACAAACAGACGAGCACAACCUAUCGGCCGGUGCACGCGCGCUCGCCCGCCGCGUUUUUGAAGGACAAAUCUUUCCUCGCUGAAGGAUCCUAUAUUCGGAUAGCAGCUCUAAACGACCCGUAUCCUGGGAACAUGAUGACGUCAACAAACCGCACGGGAAGGAACGCGAUGAACCAAGAAUGCUACCAGCAAGCGAGAACCCAUCGUAACGGAUCUAGUAAUUUCGUCGCCUUCCUGGCUACUAAAAUUGAAGAUUUAAUAUCAAUCGUGAAAAAGGAAUCGGACAGGCACUUACCGGUGUUAAAUUUGAAGGACGAAGUGCUUUUCAACUCUUGGAUGGACAUGUACGACGGUUCCGGAGCUACGCUCGUAACGACGAACAUAUUCAGUUUCAGCGGGCAAAAUGUGUUCAUUGACCAUCAUUGGCCAACAAAAGCAGUGUGGCACGGCAGCGACGCAAUCGGCAUUCGUUCGCCGGAGAACUCGUGUGAAGAGUGGCAGAGUGACCGCCCGGAACAGUUCGGUGCUGCCUCCUCGCUGUUAAAGAAUAAACUCCUAGAUCGAGAUCUAUGGACGUGCGAAAACAAAUUAAUAGUUCUAUGUGUUGAAGCUACGUCAACAGGACACAGGCGUAGGAAACACAGACACACACAACAUCGGUCUAAUACAUACUCACGACAUGUGAUUCAGCGGCAGAAUCAAAUACCAGAACAUUAACUAUAUUCAAACGUAUAGUAUUAUAGUUUUAGGUUAUUUGUAAAUAUUUCUAAUUUUCAACGUCAUCGUAAUAGGUUGUACAACGAUUUAAGAUGCAUUUUCUUUUUUCAUCUGUUUGUAUUUAUGUUUAUUUAAAUCAAUUUUGUAAUCAUAGGUUUUGUUACAAUCAUUAAUUUAAAUUUUGUCUAUAGAUACUUCAAUCUAAUUUCACAUUAAAAUAUUUUCAGUGAAAUUCCAUUUAAUGAGUAUUUAUUUUUAGCUUGCAUUUCUACUGAUAAGUGUUAUUAGGGGCUAUGAUUUAUGAAAAACGGACUAAAAUCUUCCAUGAGUUACUAAGUCAGUAAAUUUAAGUACAGUAAUUAUCAUAGGAAUUUUGUAUUUUAAGUCAUUUUUUAACUUAUAAUAAUGUAAAAUUUAGAUGAUACAUUGUGCCAUAGACACAGUCAAUUUGUAUUUAAUUAA
Messenger RNA from Zerene cesonia (dogface butterfly), 3813 nucleotides. Its product is annotated as collagen alpha-1(V) chain-like. Lineage: Eukaryota; Metazoa; Arthropoda; Insecta; Lepidoptera; Pieridae. The record is from RefSeq and is a predicted model, not a curated record. The transcript has 27 exons. The coding region runs from base 124 to 3351 and encodes 1075 amino acids.